Molecule: messenger RNA, 360 nt
Organism: Capronia epimyces CBS 606.96
Lineage: Eukaryota; Fungi; Ascomycota; Eurotiomycetes; Chaetothyriales; Herpotrichiellaceae
Exons: 1
Coding region: 1-360 (119 amino acids)
Source: RefSeq, a predicted model, not a curated record
AUGGCCGCCGCCCAAGCUAAACGCAUCCAAGCAAACUGCAAGAUCAUCUGGGGCGCCGACUGCGACUAUAACCUCGAAAUCGAGACCGACGACCAUGUCAACUACACAUGCCAUGUGCAAAAGGACUUUGGGGAUUCAUACGGACCACCAUUGACGAUGACCAGUCUUUGUCGCACAAGCGAGGUGGCUUGGGCAGAACUGGAUAGGAUGCUGGGGUUGUGGGCGACGCAGGUCAAGCGCGGAACGCCAAUGACCAAGGAUGAACGAUUGGAGAUUUUUGGCGGUCCGAGAGGGGAGCAUAAAAAGCUUCUGAAUACUUUUAUGGAGUAUGAGGAGAGAAUGGGUGCGAAGCCAACUUAG